This is a messenger RNA of Saccostrea echinata, 3005 nucleotides long. RefSeq lists its product as uncharacterized. The record is from RefSeq and is a predicted model, not a curated record. Lineage: Eukaryota; Metazoa; Mollusca; Bivalvia; Ostreida; Ostreidae. Bases 1417 to 2424 code for a protein of 335 amino acids. The transcript is spliced from 2 exons.
CCUUUAUUCGUCGUUUGCAGAAUUUUAUUGCUCUUAACACUGAGAACGACAAUUUGAGACUUUAUAGACAUUUAUUCGAUGUACAGUUUCUUUGUGAAGGAGGUCUAACUGUCGAUCGCAUGGCUCACAGACCCAAAUUUACGACAUUUGAUCCGCCUCCCCAGAUGGUUUUUCUACAGGUCGGAGGAAAUGACCAAGAUAAUAACAAGAUAGCCGUAGACACCUUAGUGAGGCAAAUCCAGAGUUAUGCUAAUUACUUAGUUCUGGGGUGUGGAGUGCGGCAUGUCGUUAUCGGCCAAAUACUGCGACGCAACAGGAGGGGCGAUUACAACUCCCGGGUUGUCGAGGCUAAUUGCUGUCUACAGAACUGGGCCUCCUCUCUUGACCAUAUCUCAUUUCACCAGCACCAUGGUUUCUGGAAGGACUUAUCAUUCCUGAGCAGAGAUGGCGUACACAUCAGGUGUUCCCGCACCGACAGCAGCCAGAUGAGAAAAUAUCUUCAAAGUGUAAAGAGGGCCGUCUUGCGAGCUUCUCGCUUCAUUGGCAAUGCCACCCAAGAAAAGGCAAGAGCCUGCAACUAGUGGGCAAACUCCUAAGAGACAGAGGAAACAAAAGUCGCAGAAUGACGAUUCGCUGCCCACGAUUGACUAUGACAAUCUGGCGGACGCCAUACUAAAGAAGUAGGGCCAAAUGACCGGAACAGACAGCAGGGAAAUUCCAGUAUCCCCUGGGCCCAGUAAAGACUCGGACAUGCCACAGCAAGCGCUUGUAGGGAAUAGUUUGCCUGACACAACUGACACAGCAGUGAAUACAAUCAAUGCUUCAGGUGCAGCCCAACAAUCAAGUUUCCUUCUUACUUUGGAUAAAAUCUUUGGGGGUGAGUCAAUUGUUGGUAGUUCAGUGGAUGAUGAUAAUGUUACACCACUGCAGUUAUCGGGGGGUUUACCAUUGGGGGCAACAAUUCCCUUGCGUGUUAAACAAAAAAUCUGGGCUAACCAGUAUAUCGACUUAAGAGUGUUACUGCCAGAACACAAACAGGAAACUGUGUCUGUACAAAUUGAUCAAGGAUCAAUCAAAUUAAAUGCCAAACAGUCAUUUAUCAAUGGACAAAUGCCUUUUUGACUUUCAUUUCAAUUUAUAUUGAGUCAAAUUCUCAGUCAGCCACAAAUUUGCUUAAGUACAUUUCAACAGUCCGCCACCUCCAUGCCUCCAAUGGUGAUUCAGCCUGGAGGUUAUAUGAUGAGCAGUUUAGGAAGUUGCGUGAGGUGUCAGACCUGCCUUGGCAACAACCCCUUAAUGAAAAAAUUAUAAGAGUAACGACAAUGCCAAAGUCACAUAACCAACAAUUUUCACGCAGCAGAACAUCAAACAAUCAGUCCUUUCGGGGUCCAAUCAGGUUUUGCUACACUUACAACAAUGGCCAACAAUGUACAUCAUCAAACUGCCCAUACAGACACAUAUGCUCAGUGUGCAAAGACACACAUCCCCGAAUUCAGUGCACAAAGCAAAAAUCAGACACUCAAAAUGCAACCAAUUUUCGACCCCAACGUCAAUCAGGAAAACCUAAAACUACCAACCCCAGUACAAGCACAUCUUCUUAAGCAUUACCUACAAGGUUAUGACCCUUUUCUUUCUCAUUACUUAGUUCAAGGUUUUACGUCUGGGUUCAGUUUAGGCUGUUCAGCAUAUCCAAAGCCACGUCUCUGUCGUAAUCAUUCAUCCACCACCCAACAUGCUGAUUAUGUUCUAGAUAAACUUCAAAAUGAAAUUGACUUAGGAAAAAUAGCUGGUCCUUACCCUUCCCGACCUUUUCAAAAUUUUGUUUGGUCCCCAUUGGGUGUAGUACCCAAGAGUACACAAGGGAAAUAUAGACUUCUACAUGAUCUUUCAUUCCCAUCAGCUGAUUCAGUAAAUUCUUACAUCUCAGAAGAGCAUUCAAAGAUCAAAUAUGAUACAAUUGAUACAAUCAUUUCCCUUGUACUGAAAUUUGGAAAAGGGUCACUGAUGACAAAAUCUGAUAUUGAAGAUGCUUUUCGAAUUAUUCCAUUGCACCCAGAUAGUUACCAUGCUUUGGGUUUAACAUGGGCAGGUCAGUAUUAUUUCGAUAAGUGUCUUCCCAUGGGGGCCAGCAGUUCUUGCAAAAUUUUUGAAUCAUUCAUUUCUGCUCUUCAGUGGAUUAUGGUAUCGAAAUUUAACUUACAGGGUAUGUCUCACAUGAUAGAUGAUUUCUUUUUUAUUGGACCUAAUAAUUCCAGUAAGUGCAUACAUGAUCUUGAAAAUUUCCUAGCUCUCUGUUCCACUUUAGGUGUGCCCAUCAAACGGGAUAAAACUGUCCUACCUUGUAAGGUUAUCACCAUUUAUGGCCUCGAAAUAGAUUCAGAAGCAAUGGAAUGUAGAUUACCAUCUGACAAACUUGAAAAGUAAAGACGUAUGUUAGAGAAUUUUUCUCACAGGAAAAAGGUGACCGUAAAGGAAUUGCAGUCCUUGUUAGGUUCCUUGAGUUUUGCUUCUUCUGUCAUAUGUCCAGGUCGAGCUUUCCUGUGCCGUUUAUUUGACCUUUUAUGUGGGCCUCAAAAGCCAUCUUAUUACAAAAAAAGACUCAAUAAAGAAGCCCGCGCAGACUUGCAUGCAUGGUCUAUAUUUAUCAACAAAUUUAAUGGGAAAUGCCUCAUUAAUAAUAACCAACAUAUUUCCUCUGAUAAUUUGCGCAUGUAUACAGAUGCAUCAGGAGUGAUUGGUUUUGCUGGGGUGUUUGGAGCGAAUUGGUUUGCUGGUAGAUGGCCAGCUGAAUGCAUGGACUAUCACAUUACUGUUAAGGAACUUUUUCCCAUUGUAUUAGCUCUUGAAAUUUGGGGUAGUACUUUAAGAAACAAAAAUGUCCUUUUCCUGACAGAUAAUGAAGCAGUAGCUUAUAUCAUUAAUCAUCAAUCCUCUAAAGACCAUACAAUUAUGCGCUUGGUGCGGCGCUUAGUCCUUACCUGUUUACAGUUUAAUGUAAGAUUUGA